UCACAAUUCCUAUUGGUACAUUGCAAGACUUAGAGCCUUGAAACCUCAGUUCUAUUUCGUGCUUUCAUGUGGCCUCAUUGAACCACGCCGGUAAGUGAGGUUAUAGUUUUCUUUUAGAGUACCUAAUUGGAGAGUGUUACUCAUUGUGCGUGAUGCUUUUUCGGCAUAUUUUGGAAUGAAAGAGGCUAAAAAUGUAAGACCAAAACAUCGAUAUCAUCAAUUUAGGAGUACGUGGACUCAUUGGAUUCGACACAGACCCGCCUAAAGUAUGCUCGAAUAUACUUAGCUCCUACUUAUUCCUCCGGUUUUGAUUCUCGGAGGUGUCAGGGAGUAAGGCGUCAAACCCGGCCAAAAUGCUGAAAUCCCUAUGGAUCCGAAACUUGAUUAGGUCAUUCGCUUUACCAUUCCCUGUGUUUUUCUCACUCCUUGAGUUAUGCUUUGCUGGGAGUCGAUCACCGUCUACGAUGCAACAACAAAUCACCAAACAUGGCAUCAUACCUGAUGUUAUUACUAUGCAGCCGAGGAAUCACAUUACGGUUGAAUACUCGAAAAAAGUUGUUGCAAAUUUCGGAAAUAAACUUAAAACUCCCGAUCUGAAGAAGAAACCUUGGUUACAGUGGUCGGCUGAUCCAGAAUUGUACUAUACUCUAAUAUUAACAGAUCCUGAUUCGCCUUCGAGGGCAGAACCUAAGAACAGGGAGUGGCUUCUUUGGCUUGUGGUAAAUAUUCCUGGAUUUGACGUCAAGUCCGGAGAUACUAUUGUCGACUAUAUGAGACCUGACGCCGGCAAAGGAACCGGUAGCCAUAGAUUUAUUUUUCUAACGUACCAACAACCAUCCGUAAUUUACAAUUUUAACGAAACAAAAGUAUCAUCAAGAGAGCACGAAGGCCGAGCGAACUUUUCAACUCAAAAAUUCUGUGACAAAUACAGACUGGGUAGUCCGUGGGCGUCAAAUUUUUUCCAUGCUGAGUGGUUUGACAAGGAAAAAGAUGCAAUCGAAAAUCAUCCAGGCAUUAAAAAGCGACGUAAGGAAGAAAUGAAGGAGGCCUUCAUCGAGCACGGUUUGAUACCUCAUUAUCUACAUGGUCUUCCUCGGCGCGAUUUACAGGUGGAGUUUAAGGGUGGUAAAAAAGCUAAUUUUGGAAACGUUUUAAAACCAUCACAGACACAACAAACUCCGUAUUUACAGUGGUCAGCAGAUCCAGAUCACUAUUACGCCGUUAUCAUGAUCGACUUUGACGCACCUGACGCCGAGCAUCAUGCGUGGAGAGAGUGGUUACAUUGGAUGGUUGUCAAUAUACCCAGUUUUGAUGUGGAAGCUGGGGAUAUCUUGACUCAGUAUCUCGGCCCAAAUCCAGGAGCUAAUACAGGCUUCCAUCGAUAUAUUUUCACAGUGUUUAGUCAAGGAAAUGAUACCAUCAAGUUCCAUGAACCCCUAAGAGUGAGGAGUGACCUGGAGAGUCGGCAAAACUUCUCAACCUACAAAUUUGCUGAAAAAUACAAGCUCGGACCAGCACCGUGGGCUUUGAAUUUCAUACGUGUUCAGUACAGUGACAAUAGUGUCGAACCAUACGAUGAUCAAGUCGAAAUCAUAACCGAGAACGUGGAUCCAUUCGAAAGCGACCAAGAUGAGGAUGAAGACGAAUGAUUCAGACACGGGCCGCACGGGUGCGCUGAGCACCAUUCAAAUCAUAAUCCGUCAUGAAGUCAAAAAUUAUACUAUGAUAAUAUGGAUACCUACUGUAUAUCGACGGUGUAAAUCCGUAACCACGUAUCUCGGUUUGUGUACUUUCUUCUCUCUGUGUAAAAUAGUCUGCGAAAAUUUCAAAUAUCAACGUCGAUUUAUUUUCUUUUAAGGGAAUGAAACAGGAUCGGAGAUUUUCAAAACACCACAAACGAGAUACGUGGUUGCGGACUUGCACCGUCACCGUCAGUGUUGUACGUAUCCUCUAGUCUACAUGCAAGUAUGGUUGAUUAGUAAUUACGUUUAUUUAGAGGUGAUUUUAACAUCUGGGUCAUUAAGACUUAGAGGAGAGAUCAAAAUAGUAUUGAAUAGAAUUUAAAAUAUUUAAAAAGUAGGGGUUACAAAAGGGUAGUACCUACACAAAAUUAAGUUAUAGGACCAGGGCCGGGUUUACAUACAUACUUGCCGCCCAUGGGCUGCUUUUAUUUUGCCGAACCCUUCUCAUUCAUUCGGGAACAUCAAUAAAAACGAACAGGGGAGGGGUGCAUAUAAUUAUCAAAUCACA
Molecule: messenger RNA, 2250 nt
Organism: Bemisia tabaci
Lineage: Eukaryota; Metazoa; Arthropoda; Insecta; Hemiptera; Aleyrodidae
Source: RefSeq, a predicted model, not a curated record